Messenger RNA from Linum trigynum, 1062 nucleotides. The record is from the annotation of a GenBank genome assembly. NCBI's taxonomy places the organism in Eukaryota, Viridiplantae, Streptophyta, Magnoliopsida, Malpighiales, Linaceae.
AUGGAGAGAUAUGAGGAAGUGAAAGAUAUUGGGUCGGGGAAUUUCGGAUUUGCGAAGCUGGUGAGAGAUAAAUGGAGUGGGGAGCUUUUUGCUGUCAAGUAUAUCGAGAGAGGGAGCAAGAUUGAUGAGCAUGUGCAGAGGGAGAUCAUGAACCACCGAUCUUUGAAGCAUCCCAACAUCAUCCGAUUCAAAGAGGUCUUGCUGACACCGACCCAUUUGGCGAUAGUAAUGGAGUAUGCUGCCGGCGGGGAGCUGUUCGAGAAAAUAUGCAAUGCCGGCAGAUUCAGUGAAGACGAGGCAAGGUUUUUCUUCCAACAACUGAUAUCAGGAGUCAGUUACUGCCAUUCAAUGCAAAUUUGCCAUAGGGAUUUGAAGUUAGAAAACACGCUGUUGGAUGGAAGCCCAGCACCCCGUCUCAAGAUUUGCGAUUUCGGAUAUUCCAAGUCAGCUGUGCUCCAUUCACAGCCCAAAUCGACGGUGGGAACGCCGGCCUACAUUGCACCAGAAGUCUUGUCAAGAAAAGAAUACGACGGCAAGAUAGCGGAUGUUUGGUCAUGUGGGGUUACGCUGUAUGUCAUGUUGGUGGGAGGUUAUCCUUUCGAAGAUCCUGACGAUCCAAGAAACUUCAAGAAAACCAUUCAGCGGAUCCUAAGCGUGCACUACUCAAUCCCAGAUUAUGUUCGAGUCUCCAAGGAGUGCAAACAUCUCCUCUCCACCAUUUUUGUGGCCGACCCUGAAAAGAGGAUAACAAUCCCAGAGAUAAAGAAGCAUCUGUGGUUCCAGAAGAACUUGACAGCGGAAUUCAACGUGGGAUCAGAAGCUGAAGGGAAGGUCGGAGCUAAUGGCGGGGAAUUAGGAGGCGACGGCGGCGGCCGGGGGUGGCAGCAGACGAUGGAAGAAGUGGCGGCCAUAAUCCAGGAGGCCAGGAAAGGAGGGGAUGGCCUGAAAUUGGGCGGCAAUUUGAUUGGCUGUGGAGGUAGCAUGGAGCUUGAUGAUCUGGAUGCUGACAUGGACGACAUUGACGAUGUGGAGACCAGUGGAGAAUUUGUUUGUGCUUUGUGA